This is a messenger RNA of Penicillium arizonense, 4005 nucleotides long. RefSeq lists its product as uncharacterized. Lineage: Eukaryota; Fungi; Ascomycota; Eurotiomycetes; Eurotiales; Aspergillaceae. The coding region runs from base 1 to 4005 and encodes 1334 amino acids. The record is from RefSeq and is a predicted model, not a curated record. The transcript is spliced from 3 exons. Gene Ontology annotation, cellular component: membrane. Gene Ontology annotation, molecular function: protein binding.
AUGGAGAACUCGACUUCAAUUUCCUUGGUCGAUAACACCGUCCCCGUACAGCAACAAACCAGCGAGGGACCCUCAACACAGGCAUCAGCCCUAGAUCGGCAAACAAGCCUAACGAAGCACUUAAGCCGCGCAUCAGUCCAGAGCCAACGCACGAAGCGAAAAUACGCAAAAUGGCAACCCGAUAGACUAGGAAUUGCACCCGACACCUCGGAAUCGCUCAGUCGAGAACCGUCCCAAGCUCCAGGAGGAUCAAUCUCAGCAAGCUCCGUCGGAGAAGCUAGCGGGGCUCGUGAUGUCGACGCGGCCGAUUUCGCGCCCCCCCACAUAUCAAGCCAUACUGGGGAUGGAAACGCGACUGGGAACAUUGAUCCUGGAGCCCAGACGAACAAACGAGGCUCAGAAUUGGACAUCCUCUACGAAAACCAGCGGGGCUGGUUCGUUUUUGGAGUUCCUCGCUAUUCACACAGCUCGCUGCUGAAUUUCGAUCCCAGUCCCUGGAUCACGCAGGAUAAGAGACCUAGUGCUGUUAAUAUCACCAACGCCCAACUGCCCGAUCCGAGUUGGGAGUGGGCGUGGAAGACGUGGUAUGUGGAUAUGUCGGGUGAUGUCGAUGAGCAGGGCUGGCAGUAUUCUUUCUCAUUCGCCUCCUCCUCCUGGCAUGGCACGCAGCCGUGGUUCCAUUCUUUUGUUCGGAGGAGGCGGUGGGUGAGGCUGCGGAUCAAGGUUCCAGAGAGGCGGCACCGUGGCCGAUCUGACUUUGAAAGGUCGCAUAUGUUUACUGAGGACUAUUUUACUAUUCACUCUUCCAAGGUCCGAAGCCGGGAGCAGAGCGUCGCGGGGUUGUCCCGGGUAGAAUCUGGAUUCUUGAGUCGUGCCAGUAUGACGGUUGAUGAGGAGCCGCAGAUCGAGGAGAUUCGGGAUAUUCCUAGCUUGAUGCAGGCUUUGAAGCUAGCAUCUAUUGAUCGGGAGAGAAUUGACGCCCUCAAGAAAUUCGUGAACAAUGGAGGGGACGAACUCUAUUACUUGGCCGAUAGGAUACCCGACAUCAUGCCCACAUUCCUUUUCCAGACAUCGCGCUGGCAAUUCGUAACAUAUCUUUCUGGUGUAGUUCGCGACUUAUCCAGAACUCAUACAGAUACCGACAAAGAUGCCGAUGCAGUUCAACGCAAGAAAGAUAAUCUUACCCGUGCAGCGGAGGCUUGCAAAAGCCAUAUCACUGGGCCAGAUGUUUUCAAGGACACCCACGGGGAAUCGGAGGCGGAAUUGCUAAACUUGACUCCGGUGGCCAAGCAGGAUACAUUAAAGGCCAAGCGGCCGAUGCUGGAGGAGCGGUCGCACUCGAUGAGGCGGAUUUUCAGGGGCAUUCCCAAAGCUGCUGAGAUUAACCGAGAAGAUCUAGUUCGGGUCACCGCCUGCCGCAUCGGCGCCGAUAAUUUUCGGGGCAAAAAGGUCCUCCGUCGCAAACACCUCAUCACACGCCCAUCCUCCUUUGUCAUUCAUGACUUCCGAACUGUUGGAGCGUCGACCUCUAUGCUCUCUCGUGGCCGUCCAUGUCUAAGGAGGCGAGUGUCCACCUUCUUGGACACCGUCACGACUGGGCCCGAUGAACCUCUUCUCUUCCUCUACCCCCGCUGGGCUGCAUCUACUUUACGGCAUCGACGACCAAUCUCUUCUUUGAAAUCGAUAGAAGCUGCGACGAGGACGUGUCAGCAUUUUCAUGCCCCCUUUCGCCCAGCGGCUCGCCCUUCUCCUUCACUUCCCCGAUACUCGCGUCAAUGGAUUUCCUCUGAUACCGCUACCCGCUCCGUCGAUGAUUCGAGUCACGAAACACAUUUCGUGGUGGCAGAACAUAGUUCUCCGUCCAGCAAAGGGAAUGGGGUUGGCUCCGAUAGCUCCAAUGGAAGCGUUGGGGAGACCUCCGGCCCGAAACAGUCCGGUUCCUCUGCCCGGAUCAAGAAUGGCACUUCGAAAAACCUACUAUCUCCCCAAAGAUUGGCAAGGUUGAAGAAUAUACAGAAGAGUCGUCAGCAUAACAAAUCCCCGGGUGAUCCACCUUCGCCCCUCACAAAGAAGCAAAGCCUUGCACGAAACUUGUCAGCCCAGGACAGCCAGAAGCUACGAUAUCGUGAAUUCCAGAGGGAGAAGUAUCGGAAGAAUGAAAAGCAUUAUGUGGACAAAGCUUGGUUUGACACGAAAGACGUGUUGGAGAAAGUGCAGCAAGAUACCCGGAAGAAAACCAAGCGUCGAACAAGGCAGAAGGAAAUACUCGUUGCAGAGGAUACCCUUGGUAUAUUCUGCGGCGUGACUCGGUGGACACUGCAGGAGAAUGUUUGGUAUCUUUCAGUCCAUAAUGGAUGCCGAGUACAUUGCCUGUCUGUGAAAGAGAACAAGGGACUGUACCGUCGAGUGAUUCUGUCUGGAACAGAGCAUGUUUUGGAGCUUGUACAGGCGCGUAUUGCCCGUGCACAGAGCCUUCAAACGAGUGGUGAUCCUCUCGUUGAUAUUCAAAAACCAUUGGCCCCCAUGUGUAUCUCGCAAAGUGCUAUGGAGCGUUCAAACGUUCCUGUACCGAAAAUCCGGGGGAUCUGGUGUUUUGAAAAGCAGCCAGUGAACCGCAGGCAUCUUGACGAGAUUUUGAUGUCUCAUCCGGGCCUGACUUCGGUGAAAGAGUUUGUCGAGCAGGUUGAAGAGCUUACACUUUCAGGUGGGCCACAAUUAGAUCCAAAGGGCAGGCCUUUAAAGCCCACAGCACAGCCCGCUAUCCCGCCCAAACAGAUUGCUCAACGUCUUAUGACUCUAUUCCAGUCGGAGGAAAAUUACAAGCAUAUCUCCACCGCGGCUUUGAAUGGCGCGUUGGUUUAUCUAUGUGACCAUGAACUUCCUGGCUAUGCUCGAGACUUGUGUUCGCAUGCAGAGCAUGUGGCCACGAUUGAUACGUUUAAUAUUUUGUUGAAAUACGCUGCGCGGUCUCAAGAUGUGGCAAUGUUUCGUCAAUUUGCACGGGCUAUGCCUCGAGUCCAUGUCUGUCCGAAUCCAGAUACAUGGCUUGCCUUGCUCAGUGCUCUUGUGACCCCCACGGAAAAAGCCGACCUCAUUCAGCAUAUGGUUCAUCGUGGUUACAUGUCCAGUACUGCAACUAUUCGGAGCGCAUUACAGCAUACGAUCCAGGAUUCACUUGUGACUCAUCUGGACAGCGGGAAAGACAUUGAAUCUUUCCUUGAUCUUAUGAUUCAUACCUACGGGGCCAAUUGGUUCAGUCAUUCCACGCUCGGUCAGAUGUUCGAGGUGGUGGCUCGGUUGAAAGACUGGGAUUCUUUGAGUCGGCUUAUACAACUUUGCAUCGAACAGAACGUGUUCAUGCCCGAGUAUACCCUUGUCAACAUGUUGAAAGCGCGCCGCCGCGACACAUUUGGCGCUGUACAAUAUUUCUUCCGAUUUCUUGAAUUGCCAGGGUUCCGACCUUCGUCGCAAGCCUUGGAGGCUUUGUUCUUGUCUGCUUUCAAGAACCGCCACUUCAACAUCUGCCGCGUUAUUUGGCGGUAUGCGUGCAUGUGGAAGCGCGUGACAUACAAAAUGCACCAAUGUGUCCUGACAUCCCUGUGUCGCAGUGUGCCUUUCCAAAAGGGACCCGAGACCGUCCAGAUCUGGAGCACUGAUGCCGGCAAAGUCAUUGUCGGUCUCGAUCUACACCAUGCAAGUUACCCGGUCAAGGACUCCAUCCUCAGCGACAUCCCCUCCGAAUUCCACCAGAACCCUCUUGCCUACCUUUCUAAAUGGAAACCCGUCGGCGAAGAACGAGAUCGCCAGCUCCGCCUUGCCAAGGCCCUCGUUGACCGAGACAUGGAGCUUGGUGCCAACUCCUAUUACCCCAAGAACCCUCUGCCACUUAUGUUGGACGCAGCAGCCAUCUUAGAUCAUGAGUGGCGUGGUAUACCCCGGCCCUUGGCGUGGACGAUGCAAAAUGCCAUCCAGAUCCCCGUCGGUCUCAAAUCCGAAAGAAACUGA